AUGGAUAAGCCUGGAACUGUCGAUGGAAGGGUCAAAAAGCGCGCGGGCCGAGCCUGUGCACUGUGCAGGUCUCGCAAAGUGCGGUGCGACGUGGGAGUGCAUCGUCCCUCGAAGCAGGCGCCAGUGUCAAAAGCUAGCAAGUCCAAUGCCCCUGCCGGCCCGUUGCCGGGAGGAGACGGACGGAGUGCGCCAGAAAUAAUCUCACAACAGGCUGGUCAGCACGAGGAUCACACGAUCUUGGAAAAUCAGACGCCAGGCCCUGCGACUGGCUGCCAUGUCGGUCUAGCAGAGGAAAGACUUGCACCUUCCCAUUCAACAAUAGACCUUCUGAAGGACAUCGCUUGUCCAAAUUUACCGAGCUUCAUCAUACCUCUUCCCGCGAGCUUGGACCAAGCUGAUCUGCGAUAUCUCUUCGAGAAAAAUGCUUUCUCGCUGCCCACGGGCACAUUCCGCGAUGUGUGUCUCGCACGCUACCUCGAGUUCACCCAUCCACUCUUGCCUUUGCUGGACAAGGCCCAGGUCGUAUCGAUCUUGGACAACGAAACAAGGGGCAAGAGACCAAUGGCUCUCCUCCUGUUCCAUGCCGUCAUGUGUGCUGGGGUGACGUUCGUGGAGAACGAGAUCAUCAAACGAGAAGGUUUUGAUUCCAAACAAUCAGCUCGUCGUGCAUUUUUCAAUCGGGCCAAGGAACUGAUAUUUCGCCAGGUCCUUUUCGACUGCAAUACGGAGCCAAACACAUUCGUCGCCGUCCAGACCGCGAUACUCAUGAGCACUUGGUAUCCGGGAAAGGAAAAGAAAGAUCCAUGGUACUGGGCGGGAACUGCACUCUCUCUGGCCUACUCGAUCGGACUGCACCUGGAGCCCGAUAAGUCGCGGUUCGAUACAACAGAGCAACAUCUUCGCCGCCGGGUGUGGUGGUGCACCUUUGCUCGCGAACAGAAGAAUGCAUUAGCCUUAGGUCGUCCAGCCAGGACAACCUACUGCGGUGUUUCGAUGCUUGCACCCGAAGACUUUGAUGAUGAGAUAAAUGUCCCUGCUGCUGUCCAUCUGCCCGAGGUGACGCAAUCUCUCAGUGUUCUCGAGGACCGGCCAAUACAGGAUGCAUUGGCUGGAUUGUGUAUAGAACACAUGAAACUCUGUGUUUCUAUCGCUCUUUUCCUAUCCACGACCUUCAAAAUCCGCCAACAGGUAGAAGGCAGUAAUCGAGAGGAUUAUAACGAGUAUCCAACCCCAUCCCCAUCUAGCCGUCUUGAUUACUGUGCGCAAGAAUUCGCCAGGUGGUACCGUGAGAUGCCUCCUAACCUCCACUACGAGGCGCAUGCCGCUACAUCAAAUCCGUACAAUACCCAGCACGGCCGCAGCCUGAUCGUGCACAAAGCAACCGUCCAUGUCGUCUACUAUGUAGCGGUCAGUGCGCUGUACCGCCUCAAAGCCUUAUCCCCCAGCUCAACCUGGUGUAACAGACAGGACGAGCUGCAGGGUUCAUCCCAGCGCGUCCUCCGUCAUGCUGCCUGGGAGCUAACGAGCGUUAACUGGGGGCUCUAUCAGGCCGGUCUAUCGCCAUACUUAUCGACGACGGCUGUCGGCAGCGUCGCUGCGGCUAUACUGAUACAUCUACUGGAUACCAAGUCGCCAGAUGAAACCGUCAAAUGUGCCGCUGUCCAGGGUAUCCAGCAGUGUAAACAGUUUUUGCUUUCUCUAAGGGGCGCUUAUGGAACUGAGGUUGAAGCGCUAGACUAUCUUAGGGCAGCAGAACGGCAUGAUGCUGACUUAUCUGUCUCUGAGGAGCAGCAGACAGCACAAAUGAGGCAUGUCGUAGCCCAAAGCCCAAAGGAUUUUCAGCAGCAGCUACGUGAUCCCGGUGUGGAGCCAAUGCUGAUGAGGCCGUGGAAUUCGCCUCCUACAGCUGCGGAGAUUCAAGAUGCUUGUGGGUUUGAGUCUUCAUCUCUGACGGGAACCGACAAGAUGUUCUGGCAAUCAUGCUUCGAGGGGGCGCCCAACUACGAUCUUUUCGAUUUCAGCUUGCCUCAUUAUGAUCAAAUGGUUUCCUCAAACGGCGUAGAAGGGUUCAAUAUGGCUCGUAUGUUUGCAGAGAGUUGA
Molecule: messenger RNA, 2100 nt
Organism: Penicillium riverlandense
Lineage: Eukaryota; Fungi; Ascomycota; Eurotiomycetes; Eurotiales; Aspergillaceae
Exons: 4
Coding region: 1-2100 (699 amino acids)
Biological process (GO): regulation of DNA-templated transcription; DNA-templated transcription
Molecular function (GO): DNA-binding transcription factor activity, RNA polymerase II-specific; DNA binding; zinc ion binding
Source: RefSeq, a predicted model, not a curated record